This is a messenger RNA of Urocitellus parryii (Arctic ground squirrel), 1457 nucleotides long. RefSeq names its product solute carrier family 38 member 5 (gene Slc38a5). Gene Ontology annotation, biological process: glycine transport; serine transport; L-glutamine transport. Lineage: Eukaryota; Metazoa; Chordata; Mammalia; Rodentia; Sciuridae. Gene Ontology annotation, molecular function: L-glutamine transmembrane transporter activity; glycine transmembrane transporter activity. Gene Ontology annotation, cellular component: plasma membrane. The record is from RefSeq and is a predicted model, not a curated record.
GUGGAGACUGAGACCCAUCUUCCCCUUACAGCCUGGGGAUGGAAAUGCAGGAUCCAAAGAUGAAUAGAACCCUCCCUGCAGGUGCUGUAGGCUACAGGCAGGAACGGGAGGGCUUCCUGCCCAGCCAUGGUCCUGCUUCUGGAAGGAAACCGGCUCAGUUCUUGGAUUUCGAGGGGAAGACAUCAUUUGGAAUGUCAGUGUUCAACCUCAGCAAUGCCAUCAUGGGCAGCGGCAUCCUGGGGCUGGCUUAUGCCAUGGCACACACAGGAAUUAUCUUCUUUCUGGUCCUGUUGCUGUGCAUUGCAUUUCUGUCUUCAUAUUCCAUCCACCUCCUGCUGACCUGUGCCAGUGUUGUAGGCAUCCGAGCCUAUGAGCAAUUGGGACAGAGGGCAUUUGGGCCCGCCGGGAAGGUAGUGGUGGCUGCUGUCAUCUGUCUGCACAAUGUUGGGGCCAUGUCCAGUUACCUGUUCAUCAUCAAAUCCGAACUCCCCCUGGUUAUCAGUACCUUCUUGAACGAGGAUCUUUAUGGGAGCUGGUUCUUGGAUGGAAAUCUCCUUAUUAUCAUUGUCAGUGUGUUAAUUAUCCUGCCCCUGGCCCUCAUGAAACAUUUGGGUUAUCUGGGAUAUACCAGUGGUCUUUCUCUGACCUGCAUGCUGUUUUUCCUCAUUUCGGUCAUUUAUGAGAAGUUCCAGAUUGACUGUCCUAUAAGUCACAAUGAGACAGCAAUAGAGAGUAAAGACCCCCCAGGCCUCCCUGCUCAGGGAUUCAACAGCAGCUGUGAGGCCCAGAUGCUCACAGUUGACUCUCAGAUGCCCUACACAGUGCCUAUUAUGGCUUUUGCCUUCGUCUGCCACCCUGAGGUGUUGCCAAUCUACACAGAGCUCUCUCGGCCUUCCCAGCACAGAAUGCAGGCUGUGGCCAAUGUGUCCAUUGGGGCCAUGUUCUGCAUGUAUAGCCUCACAGCAACAUUUGGAUACCUCACCUUCUACAGCAGUGUGACAGCAGAAAUGUUACACAUGUACAACCAGAAGGACCAACUCAUCCUAUGUGUACGCCUGGCUGUGUUGCUUGCAGUGACCCUCACUGUACCAGUUGUGCUCUUCCCUAUCCGUCGGGCCCUGCAGCAGCUACUCUUCCCAAGCAAGGCCUUCAGCUGGCCACGACAUGUGGCUAUAGCCCUGAUCCUGCUGGUGUUGGUCAAUGUCCUUGUCAUUUGUGUGUCCACCAUCCGGGAUAUCUUUGGGGUUAUCGGGUCCACCUCAGCCCCUAGCCUCAUCUUCAUCCUUCCCAGCAUCUUCUACCUCCGUAUUGUACCCUCUGAGGUGGAGCCCCUCUUUUCCUGGCGGAAGAUCCAGGCCCUGUGUUUUGGCAUCCUGGGAGUCCUCUUCAUGUUCCUCAGCCUGGGUUUUAUGUUUGCCAACUGGGCCACAGGCCAGAGCCAUGUGUCUAGACACUGA